Messenger RNA from Vicia faba (fava bean), 1443 nucleotides. The record is from the annotation of a GenBank genome assembly. NCBI's taxonomy places the organism in Eukaryota, Viridiplantae, Streptophyta, Magnoliopsida, Fabales, Fabaceae.
AUGGAAGCCACUUCCAAGUCUAUCUUCAGUGAAUGCUCAAACUUUACUCUUUUAUCAAACCUUCUUUUUGCCAAGUUCUCAAGUUUCAUAUGGCUUUCUACCAUGACACCAAUAACAUGUAUUGAAGCCUUCUUUCUUCUGAAAAACUAUGAACCAAUGUUCCAUUUUCUUUUCCUAUGUUUUGUCCUACUUUGUUUCCUUCUAAAACACUUGUUCUCAAAACCCUCUCCUAUUUACCUCAUUGAUUUCUCUUGUCUUAAACCACCAAAUCAGUGUCGGGUACCUUCUUCAACAUUCCUUGAAAAUACUUCUUUGUUUGAGUGUUACAACAGCGAAAGCAUUUCUUUCAUGGAAAAUGUCCUUCGUUCUUCUGGCCUAAGCGAAGAAACUUUUCUCCCACCGUCACUACUAUACAUUCCACCAAAAACCCAACAUUCAGAAUCUAUCAAAGAAUCUCACAUGGUUAUUUUCCCUAUCAUGGAUGAUCUUUUUGCAAAAACAAAAGUUUCACCUUCCAAUAUAGACAUACUUAUCUUAAACUGUAGCGCUUUUUGUCCCUCGCCUUCUUUAACAUCAAUUAUUGUUAACAAAUAUGGUAUGAAAAGUGACAUUAAAAGCUAUAAUGUCUCUGGUAUGGGGUGCGGUGCUAGUGCUCUUUGUAUUGACAUGGCUCACAAUCUUCUAAGAGUUCACAAAAAUUCUAAUGCUAUUGUUCUAAGCACUGAGAUUUUGUCAAGUGGAUGGUAUUCAGGUAAUGAAAAAUCUAAGAUGUAUAUUAAUUGUCGCUUUAGAAUGGGAAGUGCAGCUAUUCUAGUUUCUAACAAAAAAGAAGCUCGUAAAAGUGCAAAAUAUUUGAUACGUAAAACACUUAGAACACUAAGAGCUUUUGAUGAUAAAGGUUAUUUUUCUAUUAUGAGAGAAGAAGAUUCAAAUGGAAAACUUGGUGUGACACUGAAUAGAGAUUUACUUCAAGUAGCAGGUGAAACACUUGGGUCUCAUAUUUCACAAUUAGCUUCUGAAAUAUUGCCGAUUUCUUCGGAAGUUUGGCAUGGUGUUUCUCUGAUAAAGAAAAGGUUUAAAUUUAAGAAUUCUAAGGGGAUUUACGUGCCUAAUUUCAAGACUGUGAUACAACAUUUUUGUUUGCCGUGUUCGGGGAGAUCGGUGAUAAGAGAAGUAGGAAAAGGGUUGAAGCUUGGUGAGAGAGAGACUGAAGCUGCUAUGAUGACAUUGCAUAGAUUUGGAAAUCAAUCUUCUUCAUCAUUGUGGUAUGAACUUGCUUACUUGGAAGCUAAAGAAAGAGUUCAGAAAGGUGAUAACAUUUGGCAACUUGGAUUUGGAAGUGGUCCUAAGUGCUGUAGUGUUGUUUUGAGGUGUAUUAGGCCAAUAUUUGGCGAGUCUCAUAAAGAACCAUGGUGUGAUUGCAUUCAUCGAUACCCAAUUUAA